GCGUGCGCACUGGCGGCCUCCGCUCUCUCGCGGCCAGAAUAAAACGGAGGCAGGAGCGCGCGCGAGGCAGUAGGCGACCGUCGUGCGAGUGAGAUUCACGUUGUCUUGUCUUCCAGUGACGCUUCUUGACGCGCCGAAAGAUUGCGUCAUCGUUGGUCUCCCUUGCUCACUACUCCCUGAACGUUGACGAGUCGCCGCUUGUUGUCCCUUCGGCGUGAGUGCGUUCCCUCGCAACUUGUGUGGCCUCUGUGAAUCUGUGUCAUGGUGUGGCCGUGCCAUGUCAACCCCUGAGGUGCAGCGACCCGGCGGAGCACCUGCAUGAGGGUGGCGGCGUUUGUGCGAGCGUUGAGGAAUGGCAAGAGAGAACGGCGAGUUGAGUCACGCUGACCGCCCAGCCUGUCACGCUUCCCCGUCAUACUCAUGGAUAUUGUCACACUGGAGGUGAGCUCCCACUCAGCCUCUCUCCACGUGUCCCCGUGAUCCUCUUGUGAUUGUUCAUAGUCAAAGAUGGGGUAACUGACCUCCCGUUGAGGCUACAAAAUCUUUGGUGCUACUAAACUAUAAUGUUUCAAGUUAACACGUUACGGAAGUGAGUUGCAUUGUCUUGAGUAUCCAUAAGGAAUUGACUUCCCUUCAUCAGUCAUCUCCAGUUUCCUCUUGGUCGUGAUUGUAGAUAAGAUUUUAUACCGUCCUUUACCUCGUGCGAAGGAAGUAUUUCCGAGUGGCUCUGUGAUCCGCCCUUGCUCAUCUGUCUGACCCCUUCCCGGCUCAUCCCGAGCCCCAGUGAUUCCAUGAUGGACAAGGUCGCAAGCAGUCCCGCCCUGGCCACGGCAGAGGGCUGGCCAGUGGAAGAAACGCCCGCCCUCAGCGAGAACGAGGUAGCGGCGCUGGGCGUGGCCCUCGGCGUAGGCAUGAGUGUCAUCGCCAACACUGAGGAAACGCCGGAGCGACACACCGUGGCCGACCUUGCCUCCCUCGACCAUGCCUCUGCGCUCAACCUGGCUUCCGUCAGCCAGUCCACGGAGGACGUUGUCCUGGGGUCAUCGUCACGCCUGCAAACGCUCCCCGAGACGUCCGAAGGAGGCAGCCAGGAGGACGCAGGAAGCGCGGCUGCCGAGGGCGAUGACGACUCGAGCCAAUCCGCGAGCAACAAAGUGGCCUCCUUCUACAUCGGCGACGAGCACGGUUGCACGAGGGACUUGCCUCCUGCAGGAGUUCCCGACCCGUCCCCUCGCCCCCCGCUUCCCCCCCGGCGAGUCCAGAUCCAGGAGCUGGAGGCCAAGAAGACGACGGUGGAGUUCACGCCGCCCGACGGCGGAUAUGGCUGGGUAGUGGCGUUAGCUGCCUGCGUCGUCAACUUCUGGAUCGUCGGCUUCAUCAAAAGCUACGGCGUCCUGUACGUUCAUGUCCUGAACGCGUUUCCCGACGCGUCAGCCUAUCACGCUUCGUGGCUGCCCGCGCUGCUCUCCACCAUUGGCCUCAUCAUAGCUCCUGUCACGGGCGUCCUCUGCCGUCGCUUCACCUCCAGGAAAGUGUCGUUCUUCGGCGGUAUCUUCAGCUUCCUCGGCCUCGCCCUCGGGUCCCUGGCCAUGAGCAUGAAUCAGCUGAUCCUCUCGACGGGUGUCCUCACAGGUCUGGGCGCCGGCCUGACCACGACGCCGGGGGUUCUCAUCGUGUCGCUGUACUUCGAGAAGCGGCGCGCCCUCGCCUCCGCCAUCUGCGUGUCUGGCAACGCCCUGGGCGGCUUCUUCCUGCCACCGCUGGUCGAUCACCUCCUGAGCACGUACGGCCUUCGGGGCACCAUGCUCAUCCUGGCCGCCAUGCAGCUACACAUUUGCGCCGCGUCCAUGCUGUACCGGCCCAUCCGCCAGCACGCUCUCAUCCAAGCCGUGCGGGCCGCCCGCGCCGCCCGCGCCACCAGGGAGGACGAGGCCGACGCCGCCGCUGAUCUCCCCGAGCACAAGCUAUUACCCAACACGCCCGCGACGCCGCGGCCGCCCUCCGCGCCGGCUGCGGCCUCCGCCCCCAACACGCCCCUUUCGCGGCCGCACGCCAUCUGGCAGAAGAUGGUGCGGCGGCGCUUGACCUCAGUGUCCGUGACGGUGGAGGACGAGGAGCUCAAGGGCCAGGUGUCCUUCCUGAGGUCGUCCUCCAUGAUGAACAGCAUUCCCGACCUGACGCAGUACGCGCGCUCGUGGAGCAUCUCGGUGGACAGGGCGUCGCUCGGCUCGCGCUCCUCCUCCAUCCGCCUCGCCCUCGACAGCAAGUCCUCGCUCUCCAGGCUCAGCUUGGGCGGCUUCAGCAAGUCGUCCUUGAACAAGCUGACGUGCGGCGAGUUGCGGCACCCGCCGCUCAUGCGACUGGCGUCGGACAGCGAGGAGCGCGCCGUGCGCCACCCGACGCUGCUGCGCCUGGCGUCUGAGGAGGACUCGCGCGUGUUCGGCUCACGCGUCCACGGCGGCAGUGCGCGACGUCUGUCACAUCCACGCCCCGUCCAGGCGUCCUCCGAGGGCCGUGUGCAGCGCCAGCCGUCCUGUCGCAGCCUGGAGGGCAGGGUGCAGCGCCAGCCCUCCUGCCGAAGGGUGCAGAGCAGAAUCAUGGACGCCGUCAAGGAGCAGGACACGGACUCUCAGGGAUCUGACGAGCUCGAUGAGUGCCUGCAGAAGCUGUCGGAGCAGGAGCAGGAACGGGUAGCCUCGAAGGGCGACGAGGAGCUGCCGUCGACGGAGCUGCCGGCCACGAAGGCGCCCUCGGUCGAGGUGCUCCCCAUCGCCGAGCCAUCCCCGCGGAAGGGGCCGUCCGCGGACGCGCCGGCGAAGGGGGAAGCCUCGGCGCCGGACGCGGAGAAGCAGCACGAGGGUGAGAAGGAGGACAACCUGGACGACGAGCAGCUGGUGGUGCUGGUGAAGCGGCCCAACUGCUGCUGCUCGUGGCUGACCAGCUGUCUCGACCUCUCGCUCUUCACCAACCCGCUGUUCAUGAUGAUGGCCUUCUCGGUGUUCUUCAUGGCCUCGGGCGCGCCCCACGCCAUCUUCUUCCUCCCGGCCUACGCCAACUCCAUCGACAUCCCGUCCUCGAAGGUGCCCCACAUGCUCUCCAUCUCGUCCAUGGUCGACCUCUGCGGCAGGCUGGGCAUCGGCUUUAUCUCCGACAUCGGCAUCUUCAGGAUCAGCCAUCUCUAUUUCAUAAGCGCCCUGGCCGCGGGCAUCGCCACCCUGCUGAUACCUCAGAUGACCACGUUCGCUUCCCUGUCCGUGACGCUGGGCGUCUAUGGCUACGGCAUCGGCGCGUGGUUCGUGCUCAUCCCGACGCUCCUCGCCAAGCACCACGGAGCCGCCAGACUGGCCUCGUCCUACGGCCUCGUGAGGCUCUUCCACGGGCUCAUGAACUUUGUCUCGCCUCAGAUCAGUGGUCUCAUGAUCGACACGACGGGAGACUUCGGCAGCUGCUACUACUUCAUGGGAACGUUCAUGGCGCUGUCGGCCUCACUGCUCCUCCUCGAGCCCGCCCUCCUCCAGUACUCCGCCAAGAAGUCCAAGGAGAAGCAGGCACAAGAACAGGCGCUCAAGACUCAAGUGUGAGCUUUCGGAGGCGAGGUCAAAGUGCAGGAACAUGAUCUGAAUUCUAAGACUCAAGUGCGAGCCUGCGAGGGCGAGGUUGCGGCGCUCGAAGCUCCCUUCCGAGCUUGCCUUGGUCUCCGCGAUGUCGAGUGGUGCUCUUCGUGGGACUUGCGUAUCUGUCUGUCUGUCUGUCUCUCUCUCUCUUUCUCACUCUCUCUCUCUCUCUCUCUCUCUCUCUCUCUCUCUCUCUCUCUCUCUCUCUCUCUCUCUCUCUCUCUCUCUCUCUCUCUCUCUCUCUCUCUCUCUCUCUCUCUCUCUCUCUCCGGUUUGUCUGAAGAGUAACUAAUAUUUCAACUUUUUCUCCGUGUGUUUGUGCGUCUAUGCUUGAGUGCAAGUAUGUGAGCUCGUGCACAUCUGUCUACACUUCCGUAUGUAAAGGCGUACGUAUGUGAGAGAGAGGAGAAAAGAUAUUUGACUUAGUGUUCUGUACGACCUCUACGAAGUACAACUCCAGCCGCCGAUGCACACACGGUGCACAUGUACAGCACACGCGGCAGUUCCCUUGUCGCCGGUGCCUGUUGCACUGCACACGGUGUUCGUCCCUUGUAACUCACCAAACACAAUCAUAUCGAUGUUGGAACAAGUAGCAACUUCUCAGAAUGUAUUAUACAAACAGUAUUGCUGAUAUGUUUGGUCAUAUUUUUUAUGUACUUUUUUCUGGUAAAGGUUUAAGAAGUCUUCUGAAAACCUCAUGUUUCUUCCAUGUUAUUUUGGACCGCUGUUUGACGCGACGUUUAUAUACAGGCAAUUGCCCCCCUCGGAGUAUUUAUAUGGAUGUAUGGGUAUAUGUAUGUAUAUUUGCAUACAUGUGAGCAUACAUGCGUAAAUGUUCCCUUUGUUUCUUUUUUAUUAUUUUUGGAAAGUUCAGCCUCCAAAGAACACAAUAUAAAUUCUGUGUUCGCCUCUGAAACUGAUUACUAGAAUUAUCAUACAUAUGCAAUUAUAUGCAUCACUGAACUCAAUUUUUGUGCGUCUUUUGUAUAUAAAUGAAUGGAUAUAUAUGUGUAUAUAUAUGAACAUGGUAUAUGUAGAAAAGGUAUGAAUGAGAAAGAUGUAUUUAACCGGUUUCAAUUACAAGAAAUACAUGACGAAGAUAUAAUCGAAACCAGUUAAAUACAUUGUAUUGUGAAGAUAUUAAUUUUCAUUCAUACCUUUUCUACAUUUGUCAACACGAAUACGAUUCAUUGA
This is a messenger RNA of Penaeus indicus, 4808 nucleotides long. RefSeq lists its product as uncharacterized. The coding region runs from base 792 to 3581 and encodes 929 amino acids. The transcript is spliced from 5 exons. The record is from RefSeq and is a predicted model, not a curated record. Gene Ontology annotation, molecular function: monocarboxylic acid transmembrane transporter activity. Gene Ontology annotation, cellular component: membrane. Gene Ontology annotation, biological process: transmembrane transport. NCBI's taxonomy places the organism in Eukaryota, Metazoa, Arthropoda, Malacostraca, Decapoda, Penaeidae.